Ilex paraguariensis (yerba mate) is the source of this 663-nucleotide messenger RNA. The record is from the annotation of a GenBank genome assembly. NCBI's taxonomy places the organism in Eukaryota, Viridiplantae, Streptophyta, Magnoliopsida, Aquifoliales, Aquifoliaceae.
AUGGAAGGAGCAGAGGUGGAGUUAGAGAGAAGAAGCAAGUUCUUGAGCAGUUUGAUACAGAAGAAGAAAGCUAUAGAGCAACAAGAACAACAAGACCAGCUCAAUGUUCGUGUUAGAGCCUCUGACAUGCCUGUGGCUUUGCAGAACAGAGCCUUUAGGUGUGCCAGAGACAACCUUGACUCCAUGACUGGGAAGAUUGACAACAAACGUUUAGCUGUUACCCUCAAGAAGGGUAAUCUAUUACAUAGUUACAAGCAAGAGCUUAGUCAUAGGAAAGAGUCACGAGAAACUAGCCGGAGGAUACUUAAAUCUUCAUCUUUUAUUCAGAUCCCGAUAUUACUUGAUCCAACCUCAUUCAUUAUCCGUGAUUACAUGACUUUUUCGAGACAACAGUGGUUUACGUACCCUCUUCUCUUAUCAGAACGCUCUGACCUUGCUAGCACUGAUUUGAACAUUAAUCAGAAGUGCAAGAGAUUUGCCAUUGCUGCCAUUUUCCUUUGUUCUUCUGAAUUUGACUCAUCCUAUGGUCCUGCUUGGCAUUGCAUCGUAGGGACAAGCUUCGGCUCAUAUGUCACACAUUCCCUGGGAGGUUUUUUGUAUUUUUCGAUUGAUAAGGUCUACGUUCUUCUCUUCAGGACUGCUGUUGAGCCUUUGGAUCAUUGA